Pyricularia grisea is the source of this 2687-nucleotide messenger RNA. RefSeq lists its product as uncharacterized. The transcript has 3 exons. Bases 331 to 1896 code for a protein of 521 amino acids. Gene Ontology annotation, cellular component: nucleus. Lineage: Eukaryota; Fungi; Ascomycota; Sordariomycetes; Magnaporthales; Pyriculariaceae. The record is from RefSeq and is a predicted model, not a curated record.
GCCUCCACUCCUGCAACCCACGAGUCUGCACUUUUAGCAAAGCAUAAACAUCAUUUCUCAUCGCACCUCUUCCCGUUCUCAUUCUGACACGACUUUGCUUCUCCCAACCCAACCCUCAACCAUCCCCCAUUUUUGUCCCCAUCUGAUCUCCCAUCAGCCUCUGUGCUCACCUGUCACCGAAUUUCUUCGCAUCCUCGAUUUUCUGCCCUCUUCGGUCAUCAAAUCCAGCUUGACUCGAAAAGCCUGCUACUACUACUACUAUUACCACUACUAACCCUUUGAUCUCCACUGGCCCUAUUGCAAGCCGCUUUGCGGUUGUAUCCUGCUACCAUGAUGCCCAACACAUCUUGGAGCCAGGCUGCUGGCAUACCACAUGCAUAUGCAUCGUAUUCUCCUGCACCGAAUGCCGCCCCAGCCUACACCUCUGUAUCAGUUCGGCAAUCCUUCGGGCCUGUAGCUCCUGCCCAGCACUCGUACUCCCCAUCACAAGGAACCUCUUACUCGUCACAUUCAGGAGCCACGUCCACAACUACCGAGACAGCCGCUCAACCGGCUGAGCAAUCAAAAAAGAUUGACUGGCCCCUUUCCGUUCGACAAUAUGUUGCUAGAUCUUUCCUGCCUGACAAUAUGGACCAUACCGUUGACCGUACCGAGAUGGAGGCCAAGUUGAAGGAGACGAUAUCGAAUGCUCACCAAACCGGUGUUAUGUACACUACGGAUUGGGAUAAAUACCCCCUCCCCCAGGAGCUGAUCAAGCAAGAGCGCCUCGCUUCGUUAAUGUCCACGACGGUAGCUCUCCCCAACACGGCAUGGAAUGUUGCAACCCCUACCCAGAAGAAGAGGAAGUCCAGCGACAUGUCCUCAGGUGGCCUGCCUGGCGCCGUAGCACCAUGGCAGUCAGCAAAGAGCAAUCCGCUGGAGAGUCGCGUUUCGUAUCAAACAACCGACAAGCGUCCUGCCCCCGGAGCAUCAUCAAACAAGGCUGCUAUGAGUAAGUUCCAAAAGCAGCUGGAGAAGCGUCAACGCCGAUUCGAUGGAGGCUACAAGUCGACGUACCGUUCUCCCAGCCCGCCUCCUUCAGAUGGGCCUAUUGUCGGAACAUGCCAAACGCUUGAAAAGCGUUACCUCCGUCUUACCGGACCACCCGUCAUUUCUCAAGUGCGGCCUGAGCCGAUCCUUCACCAAACCCUUGACCUGCUGAAGAAGAAGUGGAGGAAGGAGUCCAACUACUCAUAUAUUUGCGAUCAGUUCAAGUCCUUGCGCCAGGACCUUACCGUGCAACAUAUCAAGAACGAGUUCACAGUUUCCGUAUACGAGAUACACGCGCGCAUUGCUUUGGAAAAAGGGGAUUUGGGUGAGUAUAAUCAGUGUCAGACUCAGCUGCGUGCUUUGUACCAGCUGGGUCUGAAAGGCAAUCCCCUCGAGUUCAAAGCCUAUCGUAUUUUGUAUUUCAUUCACACUGCCAAUCGUUCAGCCUUGAACGAUGCUAUGGCAGAUCUAACCCCAGCAGAGAAAGAGGAGAGGCCUUUGAAACAUGCCCUCAACGUGCGCUCAGCCUUGGCCUUGGGCAACUACCAUCGAUUCUUCCAGCUGUACCUGGACACGCCAAAUAUGGGUGCCUACCUGAUGGAUAUGUUUGUUGGCCGUGAGCGUCUUGCAGCUCUUUGUAACAUCUGCAGAGCGUAUAAACCUGACGUGAAUCUUCGAUUCGUCACCGAAGAACUUGGUUUCGAAUCCGACGCGGAGGCUGUGCAAUUUAUUAUUGACCAUAAUGGCCAAGAUCUCCUCGAAGAGCGGCCCGAUCACAUCGCCUUUGCUACCGGCAAGGCUGGUCAGCGUUUCGAAGCCUUGAGGGCAGAGGCUUUCCGUAGAGUCGACAUCAAAGGCCAAAUAUGAUGAGGCUGGCUAUCAUAUCUGCCUGUUAUUCUUCCGUCACUUUUUUUUCACUUCAAAGUCCAUAAUUUCAAACAACCACGCAAGCAUUGACAUGACGGUUGGUUGUCAUGCACAUUUCCACGCUGGUCGCAUAUUCAGACGUUUUAAUAAGAUCUUCACCUGAUUCCCAUGUUGAUCGGUAGAAGAAGGACGAUAUUGAAACUCUCGGUCUGUUCCUCGGCUUGGUCCGUGGUAUCGCAAGUCCAAAUAUCAAAAGAGACCGGGAUGGGAUUUUACAUGAAUAUUAAUGGAUUGUUCUCUGCGGACCAAGUCGAGGGACUGGACUCGAGGGGUUUUUUUUUUAUUCAAGCUCUUCAAGAUUGGAGUUUGGGUGCAGGACUUGGUAACAAGCAUCAGCCAGCCUGUUCUGAGCGACUUCGACGGGUUUCUUGCAAGUUCGGGGGGACAAAUUUAUGCGACUCAGGUCAGGCACCUUGCCACAGGCCCUCAGGCCUGCAUCUCGACUCAUUGUGGAGCGCCGUCAUUUGGCAGCACUACAGUUAAACUGGGUGUGAACUGGUUCGAGAUUGUGGUCUACGGCGUUUUUGUUUUAUUUCUCUUCUUCUUUUUUUCCUUCUAUAAUUUUUCGGCAACGAGAGAGCUAGUCGCCUCCUGCAUGCGUUUGCGUAUUUUUUUUGUUAGGUGUUCUCACUGGCGUUGGCGAAAAUUUUGGGGUAUAUUCUGUCUUGGUGGUACCUUUGUUACGACUAUACCAUGAACCAAUACCUGAAUACAUUACAUUCAAACUUUGA